GGGGUCCGAGCGGGAGGCACGCCGUGCUCCUGUCGCCGCCGCCGCCGCCCCCAUGCAGCCGUCGUCGUCGCCGGUGGCCGUGCCGGGCGGCGCGCGUCGGGCGCGCACCACCUCCGAGAGCUCGUCGCAGGGAGGGGGCGGCACGCCGCGCGCCGGCCGACUGCGCACCAUCUCCGAGCACGAGGUGGACGACCAGCCGGUGGAGCUGGAGCCGUUCCUGGCCGAGCACCGCACCCUGCAGAACGUCACCGUCACGCUGCCCUCCGGCGAAAAGGGCAUCGUAAUCGGCAUCCGACAAGAUGAAAACUCCAAUCCGUCCUCACCGUCAUCACCCAUGGCGCCAAACGCCCGCCGCAGAGCGGACAGUAUUGCCGACGUGGAUGUCGGCGACCUCGAGUUCACUGAGGUGCCCACGCCGCCCGACGGCGGCUACGGCUGGGUCGUCGUGGCCGCAUCCUUCAUCUGCAACAUGAUCGUCGACGGCAUCGCCUACAGCUUCGGCAUCUUCAUGCCCGAGUUUGUCGAGUACUUCGGCGAAGGCGUCGGCAAGGUGGCCUGGGUGGGCAGUUUGCUGAACGGCGUCUACCUCAGCGCAGGUCCGAUCGUCAGCGGGCUGACCAACGUGUACGGCUGCCGGCCGGUGACGAUCGCCGGCGGCCUGCUGGCCGGCGUGGCUUUCCUGCUCUCCACCACGGUGCCCAGCGUGGCCUGGCUGAUGCUCGUGUACGGCGUGAUCGGAGGGCUGGGUUUCGGCCUGAUUUACCUGCCGGCCAUCGUGGCGGUCAACUACUACUUUGAGGCGCGGCGCGCGCUGGCCACCGGUAUCGCCGUGUGCGGCUCCGGCUUCGGCACGUUCGUGUUCGCGCCGUUCGCCGCUUUCCUGCUGCGCGAGUACGGCUGGAAGGGCGGCAACAUGAUCCUGGCCGGCAUCAUCCUCAACGCCGUGGUGUGCGGGGCGCUGAUGCGACCGCUGGUCUACAAGAAGCCCAGCGACAAGCAGAAGCCGCUGCUACAGAAGAUGGCCGAGGACAAGCAGCGGCAGCUGAAGCGCGGCUCCAUCGUCUCCGACAACUACUUCUUCGUGCAGCUGCCGGACGGCUCGGUGGAGCGCCGGCCCAAGUGGAAGCUGAACGCCGACCCGGGCGUGCACUCGUCGCUGGCGCUUAACGAGUACGGCUCGCCGUCGGGCGCGCUGCCCACCAUCACGGAGGCGGCGCGCACAGGCGGCUCUAGCUCCCCGGAGGACGCCCGGUCGGUGGCCGCCAGCGAGCGGGCGCCGCCCUCCCCGGCCUCCGGCCAGGCCGCCACGCUGACCACACAGAACGAAAUCAGCAACGGCGACGCCAAGAAGGAGGGCGCAAACGGUGGGAGCGAACAGCCCCAAACGGAAGAAGAGGAACGUGAAACCGGAAAUGGAGAGCUGAAGAAAGACAGCGAUGACCCGGCGAAGGCGUCCGGCAGCUCAGUCUCGAAGAAGGGAGGGGAGGGCGACAACGACUCCGAGAAGGCCAGUGACGAGGAGAAGAACGACGUGGUGCCCGAGCUGCCCAGCGAGGAGCGCAGCGAGGUGGGCCGGCGCAACAGCAAGAAGGAGAUCCGCGCGCGGGCCACCAAGCGGCGUGGCAGCGUGCCCAAGGGCGAGCAACAGGCGACGCCGCCGCAGAACGGUGCCAUCAUGCCCAAAAACGUGUCCACGCCGGCGUUCGACCACAAGCGGCGCGGCUCGGGCGUGCGCGCCGCCGGCCUGCGACUCAGCUCGUCCGGCAACAGCCUGAACCCGGACCUGCGCCGGCUGUCGUUCCACAACCGGCGCGGCACGGGUCCCACCAGCCAGGAGGACCUCUGGCUGUGCAGCAACACCAGCGUCAGCAUGGCCAGCGGCUCGCGCACCUCGCUGCCGCGUCCCGGCGAGAUGCUGCGCCCGAUGAGCCGGCGCGACAUCUUCUACAGCGGCAGCAUCGCGCACCUGGCGCAGUACCAGAGCCAGCGCAGCCUGGCCUCCUACCGCGCCUCGGUGCUCUCGUUGCCGCACGAGGGCUACGCAGAGGACCAGCACGACCCCAACACGUGGGCGUGCGUGCUGCCGGCGGGCUGCGGCGUACUGGCCGAAAUGGUCGACAUGGAGAUCCUGCGCAACCCGCUCUUCAUGCUCAUCUGCGCCAGCAACGUGUUCGGCAUGCUGGGCUUCUACGUGCCCUUCGUCUACAUCGUCGACACCGCCGUCAACCGGGGCGUGGAGCCGGACAAGGCGGCCUUUCUGCUCUCGGUGAUCGGUAUCACGAACACGCUGGGCCGCGUGCUCUCCGGCUUCAUCACCGACUUCCCGCGCGUGGACGCGCUGUUCGUCAACAACCUGUGCAUCCUGCUGAGCGGCGUGUGCGUCUUCCUGAUCCCGUUCUGCAGCAGCUACGCUUCGUUUGUGGCCGUGUGCGUGGCCUUCGGCUUCUUUGUCGCCUCGUUCAUCUCGCUGACGUGUGUGAUUCUGGUCGACCUGCUGGGCCUCAACAAGCUGGUGAAUUCGUUCGGCCUGGUGUGCGUCAGCCGCGGCCUGUCGGCAGUGGUGGGGACGCCACUGGCAGCCGGCUACAUAUCGUUGACAUGCAUGGUGCUGGUUGACUUGCUCGGCAUCGACAAGUUGUCGAACGCGUUCGGUCUUCUGAUCCUGUUCCGCGGCACGGCCAGUAUGGUCGGCCCGCCGGUGGCAGGCGCCCUCUACGACUACACGGGCGACUACAACGUGUCGUUUUACGCGGCCGGCGGCCUGCUGGUGCUCUCCAGCGUGACCAGCUUCCUGGUGCCGCUGGUGCGCCGCCGACUGGAGGCCGCCGCCGGCACAGCCGCCAGCACGCCCGGCUCACAGCACGUGCCAGAGCUGAUCGUCAGCGACGAGAACGACGGCUCGCCCGAGGACGCCGUCUGAGCAGAGCCCGCAGGACGGCCAGACCACCUCUGCGGACGGCAGGGCGCGGACCGACGCCGGAGCCCCGGUCGGACAGGGAGGGGACCCCCGCGCGGCGCUGGGCUGCGGGCGCCGCGCGGCCGCCAGGCAGUCAGUCUCGGCCCGCCCCUCCGUCCGCUCCCGGACGCUCGCUGUGUGUGGGAAUGGGAAAGGUGGCGAGCUGUUGACCGACCAAUGCACCUCGCCGCGUGAGCGACUGACGCGCCGGCCAGCCGAAAUCAUCUUCAUCAUGGGGCAUGUGUGAUUCAUUGUGAGUAGGAGGCGCUGUGAGCUAGGGGUGGCCGCGGUGGGACCCCGUCAGUGAGUGGUGCGCGCCGGGGCGCCGGCAUGGGGCCGACCUCUCCGAAGGACCGGCCAGCCUCGCCAACAGUAUGCUGUCUGCACAUCGGCGCGCGGGCGCUGCGGACGGUGGUUGUGUGAGGUGCGGAGGCCUGUAAUGUAUGUACCGAGAGUCGGAGACCUCAGUGGCGCCACCUGUCGGCGACCGAGCCAGGCCAGCCGCGCCUGCCUCGCUGUGAUACUGGCUUCAUUCCGGGACCGGGCGAGCCGAGUCGUGAUCGGGGUGCUGCCGCCCGCCGCCGGUGGCACCCGGGCCGCGGGGCGCCCCUCCCCCCCCCCCUCUGAAGGCGGCACGCGCUCGGCCGCGGACCGGGAGAGUGCGGCGCCUCGGGUCAGUGACGCUGUGCGGCGUCAGUGUCUCAGUGACCGUUUGACACCCGGGUCAGCGGGCCGGGGAGGGUGGCGAGCCGGGUCAGCUGCUGAGGAGGGUGGCCGGCGGCCGGGCUGUGCUGCCUGUGCCGGCCGACUGUCAGUGGCCGGCGGCCGGGCCGUGCUGCCUGUGCCGGCCGACUGUCAGUGGCCGGCGGCCGGGCCGUGCUGCCUGUGCCGGCCGACUGUCAGUGACCGGCCGAGCUGACCGCAGCUGGAGGGCGGCACCCCGGACUGACUGCUCGGGGGAGGGCGGCACCCCGGACUGACUGCUCGGGGGAGGGGGCGCAGCCGCUCGGAAGGCUGAUCCUCAGUUGAAGGGGGUGGCACCCCCCGGGCCGAGCUCGCCCGGCCGGCCGAGGCUAGUGAUGGGGCACCGCCGCACAUAAAUCGCUUUUAAUAAAACUGUUUUGAAUAUGGAAA
Molecule: messenger RNA, 4090 nt
Organism: Amphibalanus amphitrite
Lineage: Eukaryota; Metazoa; Arthropoda; Thecostraca; Balanomorpha; Balanidae
Exons: 11
Coding region: 53-2920 (955 amino acids)
Biological process (GO): transmembrane transport; monocarboxylic acid transport
Molecular function (GO): monocarboxylic acid transmembrane transporter activity
Source: RefSeq, a predicted model, not a curated record